Colletotrichum gloeosporioides is the source of this 918-nucleotide messenger RNA. RefSeq names its product putative membrane protein C16E9.09c. The annotation marks the transcript as partial. Gene Ontology annotation, cellular component: endoplasmic reticulum-Golgi intermediate compartment; Golgi apparatus; COPII-coated ER to Golgi transport vesicle. NCBI's taxonomy places the organism in Eukaryota, Fungi, Ascomycota, Sordariomycetes, Glomerellales, Glomerellaceae. The record is from RefSeq and is a predicted model, not a curated record. Gene Ontology annotation, biological process: endoplasmic reticulum to Golgi vesicle-mediated transport; Golgi organization; intracellular protein transport. The transcript has 3 exons.
ACCCUUGUCGGCCGCCAAUUUUUCGAACGUGGCAGCUUCGACCUCCCGCGCACCUUGGGACUUUAUUGUGGGUACCAGCAAUUGGCUGAUCUGGCGCUAUCUGUUCGAGACGACAUCUCCAAUUCCAACGUCCACCCCCUCGAGCCCCGGCAGAAGAAGAAGGACAACGGUCGACGAGCACGAAAUCGCGAACCCACCGCUCCCCCACGAUUCGAUCAAUCUCCCAUCCCGUCAAUUCGCUUCGCACCGUCGCACAAGAUGAGACCGUUUCUCCCCCUGCUCUCGAUGAGCGCCGUCGCGCAGGCGCUCUACUUCUAUAUCGACGGCACCUCGCCUAAGUGCUUCUUCGAGGAGCUCCCUAAGGAUACGCUCGUUGUUGGCCACUACACGGCUGAGGAGUGGGAUGACAGGAUCAACCAGUGGGCCAAGCACGAUGGUCUCAGCAUCUACAUCUCGGUCGAUGAAACCUUCGACAACGACCACCGCGUCGUCUCCCAGCGCGGCUCUGCUUCUGGCCGCUUCACCUUCACGGCUGCCGAUGCCGGCGACCACAUGCUCUGCUUCACCCCGUCCUCCACCUCUGGCCGCGCCGGCUGGCUCUCUCAGCACUCCCACAACGGUGGCAUCCGUCUGACGCUUGACCUCGCUAUCGGCGAAAGCAGCGAGAUUGAGAGCUCUGACAAGAGCAAGCUCGAGGAUAUCGCCACCCGUGUCAAGGACCUUAACAACCGCCUUUCCGACAUCCGCAGAGAACAGGUCUUCCAGCGUGAGCGCGAAGCCGAAUUCCGUGACCAGUCCGAGUCCACCAACGCCCGUGUUAUCCGAUGGAUGCUCAUCCAGCUUGUCGUGCUUGCCGUCACUUGCACCUGGCAGCUGUCGCAUCUGCGGUCCUUCUUCAUCAAGCAGAAGCUCACGUAA